Messenger RNA from Rhodofomes roseus, 2569 nucleotides. Its product is annotated as glycosyl hydrolase family 85-domain-containing protein. The record is from RefSeq and is a predicted model, not a curated record. Gene Ontology annotation, biological process: protein deglycosylation. Gene Ontology annotation, molecular function: mannosyl-glycoprotein endo-beta-N-acetylglucosaminidase activity. The transcript has 7 exons. Bases 183 to 2453 code for a protein of 756 amino acids. Gene Ontology annotation, cellular component: cytoplasm. Lineage: Eukaryota; Fungi; Basidiomycota; Agaricomycetes; Polyporales; Fomitopsidaceae.
AUCAUCUUCCCAACAUCUUCCGUUGCAGUACAGUGACCACAAUGAAUUCUCCAAUCUACAAGUUACAGCCACCUCCACUCCCCUCGACUGUCCUUGUCGCAAACAUACUGACCCUCGCGAACCUCGUAACACUAGGUUCUUGGUACCCAAUCUCGUCAACACUACCUACACCUUGAGACGGGAUGCCUCUGAGCGGAAAGAACUACCUUGAGGAUCCUCGAGGCGAUGCCCCGUACUUCAGGACGCUAGCCGAUCUGGACGAAUGGGCGAGCAAGCACCAUAACAAACUAGAUGGAUUAUUGCCUUACGUGAAGCGUCGCUCUGCUACAGAUGCGACGGUGCAGAGCAGAGGCAGACUCUUGGUGUGCCAUGACUACAAGGGUGGUUACACUGAAACACCCUUUGGCCUCGCCUACACGUUCAACUUCUGGAGUUAUUGUGAUACAUUCAUUUAUUUCUCCCACCACCGCGUGACAGUGCCUCCGGCAGGAUGGAUAAAUGCUGCCCAUAGACAAGGGGUGAAGAUACUUGGGACAUUAAUCUUUGAGCAUGACGCUGGACAGCAGGAUUGCUUACGACUUCUCGUGGGACGUCUGCCGAAGUCUAAGACAGGGUCUGCGGCACCUUCUGCGGACAACUCUCUUCCUCUGUCACCGCACUAUGCGAAGGUCCUCGCUGACUUGGCGUAUCAGCGAGGAUUCGACGGGUACCUUCUGAACGUAGAGGUUCCUCUGAUUGGUCGUGUCGAGCAGAGCAGGGCUCUAGCAGCUUGGAUCGGCAUCCUAGAGAGCGAGCUCAAGCGCAAAGUGGGCUCGCACGCACAUACUAUUUGGUAUGACAGCGUCGUUGUCACAGGUGAUCUUCGGUGGCAAGACAGAUUGAAUAAUUACAACCUUCCGUUCUUCCUACCUUCAUCUGGUUUCUUUACCAACUACACAUGGCGCCCCGACUACCCAUCGCUCACAGCACAAUACUUCUUCGCCCUCGAACCCUCCCUUAUGAGCAUUCCCAAAAGACUCCAGGACAUCUACGUCGGCAUCGACGUCUGGGGCCGCGGUCAACACGGCGGAGGUGGGUUCGGGUCUUACCGAUCCCUGGCUCACAUCGACCCAGAGUUCCUUGGGCUCAGUGUGGCACUCUUUGGGCCAGGCUGGUCCUGGGAAACCGAGCAGGACAAGCCCGGCUUCUCCUGGGAGACAUGGUGGGCGUACGAGCGCAAGCUCUGGCUCGGACCGCAGACGAGAGGCGAGGCCGUCGAGGUACCGCCGCACAAACCACGCGCGGGCGAGCCGGACUGCGAGCACGGCGAGUUCACCCCAAUCACUGCGUUUUUCCCUCGACAGGCCCCUCCCAACCCCAGAGAACUACCAUUCUUGACAUACUUUUCUCCCGGGGUGGGUUACGCGUGGUUUGUGGACGGCGCUCAAUUGUACCAGACAAAGGCCGGGUGGACAGACUUGGACAAGACAACAUCGCUGGGCGACCUCGUCUGGCCCCGGCCAGAGCUGCAAUGGGCCGACAACAAAGGGGAGCUGCCGCUACCUGCAGCGUCGACUUCGCUGAGUAUGACGGACGCAUGGCUCGGCGGCAGCUCGCUCCAAGUCGUACUGUCUUUGCCGGCGCAGGAACACGAGGACGCUGCCAGCCGGCGUGUUUGGAUACCUGUGCAAACGCUUGCUUUCACCCCUAACGUGUCCUACACCGUCAAUCUUGUGUACAAAGUAGCUCCGAACUCCCUCCCAGAUCUUGAAGUUGCGCCUUCAGUAAGGACUCUCGGGGAUUCUCCUCCGGUUUCCUUCGACAUCAAACAGAAGACACCGCAGAGCUCGGGCCUACAGCGUGGCUGGUCGACUUUCUCAGUAGACGUCAUAUUGUCGGGUGACCAUCCGACCGACGUUUUGGCAGCACUCGGGAUUGACAUCCGUUUCCGAGUUCCUGCAGCCGCCAUCGACGUCGAGAUCCUACUGGGACUCAUGAGCGUCCUUCCCACCCCUCUUACUCAAGCUCCCAGUGUCCACGCCCACCAACCGAAGAUUUUGUGGGCAGACUACGCGCUCCAGCCCAACAGAGUCGCUGAUGCGCAGUUCUCUGGCACCUUGUCGUGGGAGAUCGCUGCAUCACUUGGACCUAUGACAAGCACGGCGUUAUCCGGAGACCCCGAGGAUCCAAGACCGUUGUGGACGCUCAACGGGACCUUCCCGUCAUUCGCGUUCUUUAACGUCUACGUACAGGCGUAUCCAUCCGCCGGGAGCAUUGGUAGUCCAGAGAGCGCCAUCUGGAUUGGCACCACCGGCCUUGACGGAAGGCGGAAUGCGCUCCGAAUUGACCCCGCUUGUCUUCCGUCGACGGUGUCGGCUGCGAAGACAGUACGGUUCUACGUCCAGGGUGUGACUGAUCGUGGAACAGUUUUGACAUGGGACAAUUGUGUUUUUGUCGACGUCACCUCAGGCUGAUCUGUCCCGAUCAGCCCUUGCUGAGGUUCAUGGUAUUACUAUUGGUCACUUUUUGGCGGCAUGUUUAUCUCAGAUGUAGAGUCACAGAUAUGCAGAGACAUCUUGACGAUGUGGAU